AUGCAGGGAACCGUUGUGGCGUCAGUGCUCAAGAAGCGAGGAGAGAAGAAUGUGAGGAAAGUGGAAGAGGAGGAGAUAGAGAAGUUGAUCAAACAUCCGGUUGAUACGUUGGUACAUGACGUCAACGAGGUGGAGGGAGUCCUCAGGGACACAGAGUUACAGAAGCUCUUCGGGCUAAGGAGCAGAACCGAUCCUGUAGUUCGCAGGGAGAUUCAGAUUGACGGGCUCCUGACCAAAGUACGCGAGAAGCUAUCUCGUUCCUCCUCCUACGUGCGGCUAUUCGGAACGUCAAUCUUCUUCCUCGUCUACGUCUCCUUCCUCUUCAUGCAGCGAGACAUCGAGUCGUCCUACUAUGUGGAAAGCUCUGUCAUCGACCUUGUGGGGAGCAACCUGCCCAUGCUGGGCAACGGAGGAUACAUGAACUCAGGUCUGGGUUCGACUGGAUUUCUGAGCACAUCAGAAGAUUUCUACUCCUGGUUCCGCGGGAUCGCUCAAGUGGUCUUCAGCGAUCCUGUGUGUGGGGACGGGACAUGUGAUGGGCCGGACGAGUAUCCGGGCUUCGGGAGGUUCGGAUGUAUCAAAGACUGCGGCAAGUACAAGAACGUCACAAGUCUCACCAUCACGCUAGAGGACGUUGUGAAGCGAAGUAGCAGCGAGCUUGGUAUCUCUCUCAAGGACUCGGAGCUCGAGGCGGACGCGUCGAGGGUGCGAUUCUUCUACAACAUCUACAGCGAGACCAUGGGAGACUUUCUCUUGGAGAGCGACACCAACGCUACUCAGCUGACGUUCGAGGCUCCAGACGGAGAGCUCACGCUCGUCCUCUACCAAGAAUCUUCUGUAGAGGAGCUGGUGGAGAAUCAAGCUGUGACUUCGCUGUAUGGAAUUACGCAGAGCUCCUUCUCACGUCUACCAACGCGCAAGACCGCGAUCGAAUACGGAAACUUGCGCGAGGUCAUCAAGAACGCUGUGUACGGGGAGAACGCUAUCAAGACUUUGUGUCGCUCGCCGCUGGAGGCUCAGGUUGCCUUCUGCGACACGUUCAACCCGCAAGACAUGGGCUACCUUUUCACCUCCAAGUACGGGGUCAGCGGCAGGAUCGACCUCAAGGACUCAGUGACUGGUGUGUUGGAGACUAUAGUGAAGGUGGGUUACUGCAGCAUUCUGCCCAAUGUCAGCGGAAGCCCGUAUGCACAGGCCAACAAGGCAACAAUCGUUCGGUCAGGGUCCAGCUGCGACGGGUCUUCCGGGACCCGACGCUCUCGAGAACGCGAGGCUACUCCAAGGAGGCAGCUGCUACAAGCUGCUACUCCCAUCAUGCCAGCCUGGCAAGACGAACUGGACGUAGGUCCAGCUGAACCCCAACAUCGACUUGCAUCUUCUUCCUUGCACACAAGCGCUCAGCGUGAGGAUGUACGGAACAGCCGGGAAUCUGCUGGGAACACGCACGGAUGGCUACCGUCGAGGGCUAACAAGCAGUCACUGAGAGCUGUGUCAAACUGCCCUAACACGGGUCAAAUUCUUACAAGCGCCGCUGGCUUCUUGACGUCGGGCUACACCACCUACAGUUACAACACUGACUGCUCUUGGACCAUCGCGUCUCCGAGCAACAGCAGCGUGACUUUGACAUUUCAACGGUUCGACGUGCAAUAUCAUAGCUCAUGCAAGUACGACAAGGUGUAUAUCUACUCCUGUACAAGUGUGAGCUGCUCGCCGUCAGCCUUGCUCGCGACCUUGUGCGGGAGCUUGGAUCAGAUCAAUCCUCAAGUCACGUCCCCCACGGGCAUCAUGAAGGUGUCCUUCAAGUCGGACAGUAGUGUCAACAACCAAGGCUUCUGUGCCACGUGGGGUACCGGUUCUGCUUGCCCUGUGAACCCUGAUACCCCCGUGUUGAGGAGAGUGCUACAUAUCCUGAGACCUUUGCACAAUGAGGGCCUGUACGGGGUUGCCAUGGCAGAGGUCGAGGUAACGAGUCCUUCCAACUCCACCUACAUGCGUUAUGCUCUUUCAACCGACGCUCAGCCGACUCCUACUUGUGACUGCACCGACUGGCGAGAUUCUGCUACCUGCCCCAAUACUGUCAGGAGCGGCUCUAAGAUCCUGCUCUACUACGAGGGCGCGACCUCUCGGAAAUACUUUCGGGUCAGAGUGAUUGCAUGCAACCAGUACCCUGAGGUUACACUGUCCAGCCCUAGCUACAUCUACUACGCUACCUACUUCCUAGGACCUCCAGCUGUCAGCUUGUCUUUCCUUGUCAACAUGCCAGCACCCCCAGCUGACAGCACAACUGACCCCAUGGACGGCAUGCCGUCGCCUGCCAACUCCUCUACCAACCCCGGCAACAGCUCGUCGGUUUUGAGCUCUGUGUGUGGAAACAUCUCUGUCGAUGAGGUUUGGAGGAAGAUAGUCGAGGACAUUCUCAACCAGACUCUAGCUCUCCCCCAGCAGGCGACCUUCAAUGUGACGUACCAAGACUCCUCCGUUAACCUGUCGAGUGUGGUGUUUGCGACUUCGAACGUCCAUGUGGCAACCAUCGUCAACCUUCUGCUUGAUCAUCGGCAGAGGAUGCAGGAGGCGCUUGGUCGCGCUUGUCCCCUCCUCAACAUUCAGCAAGAGAUGGCGAUCCGUACCAGCUGGCUCUUCAACAAGGGCGCGCGAGGUGGUGCAUGUCAAGCUCACUACGACUGCGAUGACGGACUGUUCUGCGUAAAACCAAGCUCGUCAAGCUCAGAGGAGUUGGGAACCUGCGACAUCUGCAGCUUCUGCAAGGUUGACGCCAGAGACGCCAUCGACAACAGAUGUCCCUUCCUCAUGUGUCCAACCUCAGGCAACUUCCCCGCCUGCAGCAACGCGGAGCGGUUCACAGCGAGCGCCACGUGCCCGAGCGACUACAAGUUCAGCGUGUGGGAGUACCGCAAUGCGAGCGAGGGCCCGCCUAAGAUCGUUCCUCCCUUCGAGCCCAAGAACCGUGAGAUUACUCCCUACAACAGGAUCGUCGGCGCCAUCGUGAUCUCACAGAGAAGGAUGAAACCGACGUCCUGCGCUCAGAGCGUGAACAAGCAUGUUCAAAGCUUCAUGAAGUCAGUAGAGGGCGUCGUUACCUGCCCUUCCUCUACCCUCGAUGACACACCCUUCGGGUACGAUCCGUCCUUCAUGUCCUUCAGCAGCAUGUACAACCCGAAGCUCUUCCCCGAGAAGUUCUACGCGCCCCUUGAGAGACACGUGAUCGUGUCACAAGGAGAGACAGACCUCUCGUUCCCCAUCGGCUUCUACCCGCACAAGUACGACACCAACUUCUUCGAUACGAACAUGGACGGCUUCAUCUCUGAGGAGGAGGCGUCCAUCAACGCCACCAGCUUCAAGGUAGCCUACAAGGACCGCAAGCUCAUCAUGCCGUCUGAGGCGGACACCUUCAAGCUCUACUUCGACGAGCGACUGACGCAGAUGCUGGCGCAGAGCAUGAUUCAGUUCGCAGAGGACGGGUCCUUCAUAGACUCGCAGACGGAGGAAGUACAGGUACAGUUCCUGACCUACAACGCUCCUAAGAACAUCUUUGCCCUGCACGAGUUCAUUUUCACCUGGCAGAAGACAGGAAGGAUCCCCUGGGACUACAAGGUCAACUCCUUCUCCGUUGACUUCUUCGCGGGGCCCAAGGCCGUGAUGCAGAUCUUCUUGUUCGUCCUCGUCGUCGGGUUUCUCCUCAUCAACAGCUACAUGGAGGUCACAGAGCUGCUCGGCGAGAUCCGCAAGUACAACCUGACAGGUUACCUAUCGCAUCCUUUCAACUGGAUCGACUGGACGCACUUCGCCUUCAUGUGGGGGACUAUCAUCACCUGCCUCCUCCACUACUUCGACUGCCGCCAGUUCUACAUGAAGUCCAACUACCCUGUGCUCUUCUACGGGCCCCAGUACGGCUCGACAGGGCAGCGCAAGGGGAUCACAACUGUGCAGACAGGAACGGGUUUCCAAAUUCCUCUGCUCAAGUCAGGGAACGCCAAGGCAAGGCACUUCCGAACAGAUAACCAGGCAGAGAUGGACCUGCUGCUGCUGCUGGAGCAGGCGAGGACGGUCUCGGGGUCGAUGAACCUCUACUCCUUCUUCGCGGGAGUCAGCGUCGUGCUCUUCGUGCUGCGCAUGCUCAAGUCUCUUGACUUCCAAGAGCGCAUGGGCCUCGUGACUCGCACCAUCGCACGCGCGUCCAGCGACCUCUGGCACUUCAUGCUGCUGUUUGCUGUCGUGUUCUAUGGCUACUCCGUGGUGGGACACAUGCUGUUUGGUCAUCAGUACGAGGGCAUGAAGGACAUGUCGACGGCUUCUCUGACGCUCCUCAUCUUCCUGCUCAGUCUCGACACGACUCAGUUCUACGCGUCGAUGUCACACGCAGCUCCUGACGGUGCGUUUCACAUCUUUCUGUGGUCUUAUCUGUUCAUCGCUUUCUUCAUCCUGCUCAAUGUCUUCCUCGCCAUCUUGGUGGACGCGUACGCCAAGGUCAAGGAGGAGACGGAGGGCACGACUGGGCUGGUGGAGGACCUGCUGGAGACUCUCUGGCAUGGGCUGAGGAAGGCGAUAAGGAUGCAGCAGUUCGUGUCGAACCAGAAGCUGGAAGAGGCGCUUGUGAAGGAGCGCGAGACGUUGACGUCCAAGGAGAGCCAGCGUCGCAUCCUUGAGCGGGACCUUGAGGAGGAGAGGCUGGUUCUGCUUCCCGGAGGCGUCUCGCUCGACACUCAGGACCUUGCUACGAUCGCUCGACGAGCGUUGGAGAUGGAGAGAGACAAAGUUCAUCCGGAGGAGGAAGAAGACAGGGAGCGGGAUGACCCGAUGUUCAACGAGGACGAGAUCGUGGCGUCUGCUGAUCUGAUGAACCGCUACGGCAUGGAGCCAUCGGAGAUCUCGGAGAGGAGGAAGAGCGAGCUGCUGGAGCUUCAUGAUCUUGAGGGCAUCCGACGGCAGAUCGGGACGCAGAUCGGACAAGUCAAACUUCUGGGCAGCCAGCAGCGAGUCCUCGAUCUCUUGACAAGCAUAGGGAAGGAAAUCGCCCCAUCAGCCAUCGCUGCUGCCAUGGCGCAGCAGAAGGAGCAAGAGCAAGAUAUUCACACGGCAGCAGCUCCGACGUUGGUGAAGCUUUUGAGGGUAACGCUGGUACGAGCAACUAACUUGCCGAGGAUGGACCUGAUCUCGGGCUGUGACCCCUACUGCGUGCUCUUCGUGAACGCGUGCUCGGGUCUGUCAACGUUUGCAUCGGAGGUGCUGCACAAGAACGUGAACCCCGAGUGGGAGCAGGAGUUCGAGUGGAGGAUGACGAGUCAGACCAAGGUGCUCAGCGUCACCCUGUGGGACAAGGACGAUGUGACGAGCGACGAUCUGGUGGGGUCAGUGCAAGUGGACCUGCAGCAGCUGCCGGACGGCGAAGAGGAGGAGUUAACGCUGCCGCUGCACAACCACAAACUCUUCAAGAAGCUGCGCGAGACCCGCCUCGUGCUGAGAGUCCACAAGCUGAUCGAGACAGAGUCGAUGAAGAUGACAGUGAAGAUGCCCGAGAGGCAGGCAAACGAGGAAAAGGAAGAAAACGAGGAGCUGGAAGAACUGGAGGAGCUCAGUGCUGGAAGAUGGAGCCAACGUAGAGUUAAGAUGAGUUCCUAA
Messenger RNA from Guillardia theta CCMP2712, 5637 nucleotides. RefSeq lists its product as hypothetical. The transcript is spliced from 10 exons. The record is from RefSeq and is a predicted model, not a curated record. Lineage: Eukaryota; Cryptophyceae; Pyrenomonadales; Geminigeraceae. Bases 1 to 5637 code for a protein of 1878 amino acids.